AUGGCCACGUCCACCCUGUCCGUCUGCUCCAGCGACCGGAGCUACGGCAGCCGCGUCUGCCUGCCCGGCUCCUGUGACUCCUGCCCCGACUCCUGGCAGGUGGACGACUGCCCAGAGAGCUGCUGCGAGCCCCCCUGCUGUGCCCACCCCUGCUGUGCCCCCCCCUGCUGUGCCCCCUCCUGCCUGACCCUCAUCUGCACCCCUGUGAGCUGCGGGUCCAGCCCCUGCCAGUCAGCCUGCACCAGCCCCUGCCAGCCCUCCAGCUGCAGCUCCUCCCCCUGCCAGGGAGACUGCUGUGUGUCUGUCUGCUGCCAGCCCGUCUGCUGCACCCCUGUCUGCUGCAAGCCCAUGUGCUGCACCCCUGUCUGCUACACCCCUGUCUGCUGCAAGCCCGUCUGCUACACCCCUGUCUGCUCUGGGCCCUCCCCCUGCUCGGCCUCCUCCUGCUGCCAGCCCAGCCCCUGCUCCUCGUCCUGCUGCAGACCGUCCUCCUGCGUGUCCCUGCUCUGCCGCCCCGUGCGCAGACCCGCCUGCUGCGUGCCCGCCUCCUCCUGCUGUGCCCCCGCCUCCUCCUGCCAGCCCAGCUGCUGCCGCGGGGCCUCCUGCAUGUCCCUGCUCUGCCGCCCUGUGGGCUCCCGCCAGGCCUGCUGUGUGCCCGCCUCGGCCCAGAAGUCCUGCUGCUGA
Molecule: messenger RNA, 684 nt
Organism: Enhydra lutris kenyoni (northern sea otter)
Lineage: Eukaryota; Metazoa; Chordata; Mammalia; Carnivora; Mustelidae
Product: keratin-associated protein 10-3-like
Exons: 1
Coding region: 1-684 (227 amino acids)
Cellular component (GO): keratin filament
Source: RefSeq, a predicted model, not a curated record